Linum trigynum is the source of this 6253-nucleotide messenger RNA. Lineage: Eukaryota; Viridiplantae; Streptophyta; Magnoliopsida; Malpighiales; Linaceae. The record is from the annotation of a GenBank genome assembly.
CAGGGGCGGAGCCAGGAUUUCUACACCGGGUGGGCCGAAAAUAAUUAAAUGUAAAUAAAAAUAAAAUCAUUAUUUUAAAAGUAUACAACGUUCUUUAAAACCAUUGAAAAAUUACUAAAAAAUAGUAUGUAAACUAAAUGUUUUGCUACCUUACUUUACUUUCAAUAGACUCUAAAAGUCAUUUAAAUCACUCAAACUAUAGCAAAAUGUGAGGUAGUGGUGAAUUGAACCUGAGUGCUCCACACUAAAAAUAAGAUUAGCUACUAGUAGACCAGAUAAUUGAAUGAACUCAUGUCUGGUCAAGUCCUACUUAUUCACAUUUUAUCUAAAUAUCCUUAACAUUCUAGGGGUCGGGACUAAUCCCGGGGGCAGGGGCCCACCCUAGCUUUCAAGUAGCUCCGCUCCUGUUCUCACUGGAUAAUUAACUAUGCAACAAGAGUGUCUGUUAAUCUACUAAUGCAACUAGUGGUGUCAAUUAGGAUCCAAAUCCAUGAAUCCAAUCCAAUCCAUCCACCAAAUUAUCCACCUAAUCCAAUCCAUUUAAAUCCAAUACAUUUGAUCCAAAUCCAAUUGGAUUGGUGGAUUCAUGGAUCAAUCCAUGUAUCCAAAUGACAAAUUACGAUUUGGUACCUAUAUUUUUUAUAUUUUACAUUUUGGUACCUAAAAUUUAUAUUUUUAUACGAAAACAUCAUUGGAAAAUUACAUUUUGGUACCUAAAAAUUUUCAUUAUGACAUUUUAGUACCUAAACUUUUCAAAAUUUACAUUUUGGUCCAAGCCUUGGAUGUCAUUUGGAUUCAUGGAUCAAUCCACCAAUCCAUUUGAUCCAAUCCAUGAAUCCACCAAUCCAUUUGAUCCAUGGAUCCACCAAUCCAAUCUAUGAAUCCACGAAUCCGAUCCAAUUGCCACCUCUAAAUGCAACUAACUCUCCACGUCAUCAAGUUUCUAGAUGAAGAAGCUCCCCAGCAAAGAAGAAAGGGUCAAAGGGGACAUGGACAUAAAUGAUACAUUACACAUACUUAAUGAACAUGCAACGAAAGAGCAGCAAAAUCGGGAAAAAAACUGUUUGCUUUGUUAGGCCAUAGCGUUUGCAAUUGCAUGUGGGCAAUGAAGAGGGUUUACUGUGGGAUUUCAGUUCAUUCAUCAUUCUGCCGAUCCAUGUGUUCUCUUCUUCUCUCUUUGUAAUAAUAGACAUCCAUGCAUGAUCACUGUAAUUCUGUAUAUGUAUUGCCAUAUUAUUGUUGAAUUAUUGGUGCAACCAAACGUAACGUAUUUUUCCUUCUCAUAUAUAUAUCUUUGUUUUUUUUACUUGAGGGAAAGUUUUCGGUGGGAAAUGGGAUGCGUUUGCAUAUAUAUCUUUCUGUAGAUUAAUCCGUAUUUUUAUCUCUGUUGUUUUCCAAUGACAAUCAGUAGCAUAUAUAUGUGUGUCAGAAUGCAUGUAAAUGAUUUUAUUGUUCACCAAUCCCUCUUGAUGUCGAAUCCGGCCAUUCAUGCAUGAGACGUUUGCUAACAUUAUUGAUUCAACAGAUCUCAUUUCUGAAAUUGCACCAUCCCUAGUAUCUUGAUACUUAAACAUAUCGAUUUUGUAAGAAAAAAAACAUAGAUGUAUGAUCAAUAUAGUAUCUGCAAUGAAAUAAUGACAACAUUCUGAAUAACAAGUUGAUUUUAGUAACUUAGAGUUGGGGUAUAAGUUUGACCCUAGAGAGUAGAGAUCCACUGAUCAGCCUCGAACCGUCCCGAUUCUGAGGGUCGGGUUGGGUCAGUUUAGUGUCGAUUGAGCCCGUAAGGAUUGGGUCAACGUAGGUGAUCCGUGUCAUUUUUUUACCCAUAGCAACAACUAGUGAUAUAAAAUUCUUCAUACCAGCACAUUGUACCUGUUUGUAAAGUUGUAAAAGUUUAGGUAUUAUAAUUCAAUGUAAUAAAUAUAAAGGUAAUAAAAUGUAAUUUUAUCUCCAACAUUUCUGGACAUACGUGUAAAAAAUUAAUUCAAAGAAAUAAUUUUGUUUUUUCGGCGAGGAAUAUCUGGUGUUUGAUUUCAAUAAAUGCACAUUCGACUUUUUGAACAGCGACAAUAACACGGUUCACACAUCUCCGAACAAUGUUCAAACGAGAGUGUUGAUGUUUUUUAUGGUUUUUUUGGGAACAAGCUACGUCAAUUACUCCUCCAUACUUAGACAAGUUUCGCCCCACCAUGUACACUUGGGUGGUUGAUGACUUGAUGUUGAAGAGUGUUAAAGCUUUGGUGCAUGGGUGUGUGUUGAGGUACUUGGUAUGAAGCCCAAAAUUCCAUCAUUCAGGCCCAACUUAAGCCAAUUUUAGUGGUAAACAAUUUCAAAUUGUUGGAAGAGGUUGAAAAUCAAAACCAAAUUUCAAAUCGUCCUAAAAAAAAGGAAUUAGCUAAGUUAAUGCAACUUUAAUUAGUCAUGGACUACUUAAUCGAAACGCAUCGGCUGAGCAAAACAAACUAGGUAGCUAGCAACUAGCAAGAGAAGAGUACAUGGAGAGAAAAUGACAAGACAGAUUACAAAAGUCAAGCUCAAGAGGAGUCCAAUUUAAUUCUUCAAUUCAAGGAAUAUAAUGGCAAAUAUAAUCCCUCCUCAUUAUUAAAGGGAGGGAAAAGACCUUGGGGAUAUUGCGGCAUUAUACAAUCUUACUGUGCCUGCCUGCCAGCCAGCCAGCACCAUCAUCCUUAGUUCGUCUUCUCGCUCAUAUUAACUGCACAUGCAAGCAGCAUGCAGCAGCAGCAGCAGCAGCAGCAGGAUUAUGAUUUAUGAUCACCACAAAUCACCAACUCAAACUCCAUUAUUAACAUCGCCAACCAGAGAGCUUUGUGUCGACACUAGUACCCUAGCUAGCUAGUGUAGAAAACAGGAAAAAAGAAAGCUUAGAAUUAGCCCUUUCCACUGAAAUUGAAUGCAGCAGCGGCAAGGCCACAUUGAAUGCGGACGCGGUUUCGAAAGAGCAUUGGUCUCUCACACAGCUGACUUUGGCCUCACCCAUUAUGCAUCCCAUUUGUUGCUGUCAUUUUGACUCUCUUUGCUCUGCCACCCCCACCCCUUUCCACUCUGUCUCUUUCUCCUUCCCUAUUUAUUAAUGUCAGCAUUUGGGCAAUGUGCUCUCUAUAAAUGCACUUUCACCGUUCCUUUCUCCCCAACUUUCUCACAAGUCACAAGUCACAGUACCCUUUAGAAUCCACCUGCGCAUCUAAGCAAGCAAGCAAUCUGCUUUCUUUCUCCAAACAAGAAACAAAAAGAAGAGAAAGGUGAGGAAUCCAAUUACAAGGGAAGGAUCUGAUCUGAAGAAUGGGGAGACCACCAUGCUGUGACAAGGCUGGGGUGAAGAAAGGUCCAUGGACUCCUGAAGAGGACAUCCUCCUCGUCUCCUACGUUCAGGAGCACGGCCCUGGUAACUGGAGAGCUGUCCCCACCCACACAGGGCUGCUGAGAUGCAGCAAAAGCUGCCGGCUUCGAUGGACUAAUUACCUCCGUCCAGGGAUCAAGCGCGGCAACUUCACUGACCACGAAGAGAAGAUGAUCAUCCAUCUCCAAGCCCUUCUCGGGAACAGAUGGGCAGCCAUAGCUUCGUACCUCCCGGAGAGAACGGACAACGACAUCAAGAACUACUGGAACACCCACCUCAAGAAGAAGCUGUCGAUGAUGAACAAUAAUAGCGAUUCCUCUUCUCCGUCUGCCUCGCCGUCGACUUCCUCGUCGGCUAAUUCAUCGAUCUCGUCUUCCAGCAGGAAAUCUACGAAACCCUCCUCCAGAGGCCAGUGGGAGAGAAGGCUUCAAUCCGACAUCCACACCGCCCGCCGCGCCCUCUCCCACGCCAUAUCUCCCCCGCCGACGGCCACGUCUUCCUCCACGGCGUACGCGUCCAGCGCCGACAAUAUCGCCAGGUUGCUUAAAGGCUGGGUGAGAAACAAGCCUACUAGUAGCAGCGCCGGGAGUAAGGUUUGCGACUCGUCCCCCUGCAACGACUCGGCCGAGUCAAUGGCCAUUGGUGGUGGUGGGGACUCGGUGGUCGAGUUAAUACCACCGGGUCACUCAUUCAAUGCUCUGCUCGGGUUCGGGUUCGGGUCGGCAGACGGGGCUUCGAAUUGUUCCGGUCUUUCCCUCGGCGGGUCUCCUGCGGCUACAACGACGACGACGUUCAAGGCGGAAGAAGGGUGCGAGGACGUCUCUGAUCCGGACGAGGCGAGCUUGUCGUUACUCGAGAAAUGGCUACUCGACGAAGGAACUUUUUUGACCGCCGUUGGGAACACAUGACGACGUUCUUACUGCGGUGCUCGAGUAAAACACAAUUAAUUGGUCAAUUUUUACUGGCAGCUAAUUGGUGGUAUUGACUUAAAAUUCAUUGAUUGUCAUUUUUUUUCCCCGCUUUUAUUUACUAUACUGUUCCCGAAUGGACGGAUGAGUUUGGAAAUGAAGAUGCAUUGACAGGGACGAGAUACGGUGACAACUCCUAAGGGGUUGUCAGAUUCACAACCCACUUCAUAGUCCUUGGAUACGCUCUCUCCUCUGUCUCUUUCUUCUUUUUUUAAAUUAACGGUUAAGAUUAAAAGAAGGAUAUUUUUGGAAAGGUAAAAAUUUACCACCCCCAAUCAUUCACCUUACCAUAUAAAAAGAAAAAAAACUCUAACCCUCACCCUCCUUCCUCCCUCUCUCUCUCUCCUCCCUCUCUCCCGUACAGCAGGAUUCGCCGUCGCAGGUCUUCAUCCUAUCAGGCCAGAGAAACAUGGCCGCCCGCAGCGGCGUAAUCGCCAUGCAAUCCUCCGCCUCUUAGCCGAUCUCCGCUACGGCGGCAGUCCCUCUCACGCCGACAUCGACGCGGGGAAAGCAUGCGGGUGGGCCCCGGCAUGUCGUUCGCGAAUUCCGUGAGGGAUCGGUUGUGCGGCGGCGGUAGCGGUGCGAUUGGGUUGGUUCCGUGCGCCGUGGGAGGGACGACGAUCUGAUUUUUUGUUUGUCUCUACUGGUACCAAUACCAGUGGCUCCCCUAUCAUCUGGUACCACUAUCAUCUGGGUUUUUUUUGUGUGUUGUUCUCUACUGGUACCGUUACCAAUGCUAGUGGUAGCGCUACCAGUGCUAGUAGCGUUGUGUUAUUCUCUACUGGUACCGUUACCAAUAUGGUAGUGGUACCGUUGUACUGGUAGCGUACCACUAGUACUGGUACAUUUUUUACUGGUACCGCUAGUACUGGUACAUUUUUUAACGUACUGGUAGCGUACCACUAGCACUGGUACAUUUUUUACUGGUACCGCUAGUACUGGUACAUUUUUAACGUACUGGUAGCGUACCACUAGCACUGGUAUAUUAAUUACCAGUAGACUAAUAGAUUGGUACACUUUUUAACGCAUUGGUACAUUUUUUCAAGUUGCCGGAGGGAGUCUGCCGGAGAGAAUUCGCCGGAGAAAAAGUUUUUCGGUCGAUGCGGAGUGGCUGCUGGAGAAAGGAAGAGAGAGAGAUAAAUAGAGAUAUUAAUGUAUAGGAUUUAUAUUUCAGAAAAAAAUUUGUAUUUAAUAUGGGUUUUUAAUUCCCAAUAUAAUUAAUACAAAAAAAAUAAUUAAUAUAUUCAUUUUUCUCAUACCCAAAAUACCCUUGGUUGUGAAUCUGACAACCCCCUUAGGGGUUGUCACCGUAUCCCGUCCCUGCAUUGACAUCAUGGGAUUACAUACUACCUGUAAAAUUUUAAUCGUCCAAUUUCUUUGGAAUCGUAUAAAAUGCAAUCCAAUGAUAUCAGUCUCAUUUUAUAAUGGAGUUUCUUAUUGUACUUUUUCUUUCACAGUUACUUUUCUAGAGUCACUCAACACAUUUAUAUGAAGUUGGAAGCACAUAAUGGAUUGUAAUCUGACAAUCUUAUUAGUACGACGAAAUGGAACAUAAAUAGCAACGUCUUUGUCACAAUCUCGGCCUCCACGAUCAUGAGCUAUCGCCCUCUACCUCUUUACAAAUCAACAACAACAACUACAACUACGGUGCUACAUGGCUUCAUGCAUAUAAGUCAAGUUAGCAAGAUGAAGGAGUUGAGACCGUUUGAGAUGUUAAAAGCCGAAGCCCGCCCGAUUUUCAACCCACCAACCCAAUGUGGGCUAAAAUUGUUGGGUCAGGGCUCAUAUCUUGACCAUUACAUAAGCGAAGUUCUGUGGGCCUUCAUUUUCUAGGCCCAAUCAACUGAGUUGGGUUAACGUUUUAUUUGAUUAUCAAGAUUUGAACCCGAGUUUCUUCAAACAAAGAUAAUAAUUAUAACUAAUUGCA